Punctularia strigosozonata HHB-11173 SS5 is the source of this 816-nucleotide messenger RNA. RefSeq lists its product as uncharacterized. Lineage: Eukaryota; Fungi; Basidiomycota; Agaricomycetes; Corticiales; Punctulariaceae. The coding region runs from base 1 to 816 and encodes 271 amino acids. The transcript has 2 exons. The record is from RefSeq and is a predicted model, not a curated record. Gene Ontology annotation, molecular function: sequence-specific DNA binding. Gene Ontology annotation, biological process: regulation of DNA-templated transcription.
AUGGAUUCUGGCAAAGAAAGGUCCGUUCCGCGUACAUUAUCCCGCCCUUCGUCCUGGAGUAGCCUUCCGGAACCCGACUUUCUUGGCUCGGAUUUUUCAACCAACAUCGCCGGUUCCUCGAUACCUCAUGGGUUUGGCAGCCCGUAUGGGUAUGCCAGCACCCCUCCAAGUUCGGCCACUCCGUCGUCCAUGAGCCCUGCAUCUAUGUCGCCCAUACCUACAGCUUAUGAUGCCAGUUCGAGCUCUCUGAACCUACCAUGGACCGCGCAGGGAGGACUCUACAGCUUGUCCAAUGACCAGUUGAUGGGAUCUCCGGCAUUGCAUGCCAACGAAAGCUCCCCCUAUUUCGCUGGUUCACCCGCCUCCGACAGCAUGUUAUACAUGGGAUCUUACGAGAACCAUGACAUCUCGCCAUUUGGCAGCGAAAUCUCACUGGCAUCGCAGGUGUCCGUGCAGAGCGCAGCCAGUGGUUCUUAUGGCAGGGCAAACAAGCUCUUCGACAGCCUUUACAGCUUGUUCACGCCCAGGAAGAAAUUCUCGUCAAAGUGGGACAGUGCUGAUGGCGCAUCGGAUAACGAUGGCCUGGAGACCGCGAGCGCACGAAAACACCGCAUAUCUCUAUUCUCGUCCAAAAGGACGACUCAAUCGCGGCCAUCCAUCUCAUCAGGAGGAGCCGCAGAUGUGCCUUUGGAAGCUACGACGAACGGCUGCUUUAACUGCAAGGCAGCUCAGAGCCCUUCGUGGCAUUGGACUCCCGGGGGGAAACUCUGUGCUGCUUGCGGCCUGCUUGACCAAAUAUUUCACGUUGGGCUUUGA